UUUUUUUUAUUUUUUUUUCCUUUAUUUCUCACACUCUCCUCUCACUUCUAUCGUCUGCUUCCCACGUCUUCUUACCCAGUCUUUAUCUCUUACCAUGCCAGCCAACGACGACUCAUCAACCACUAACCCUGCUGAAUCUGUGCCACAGCAUCAGCUUCACCAUCCACACACCCUUUCCACUUUGGACUUCCAAGGCGCUAGUAGCGCCGCGGCUGCCAAUGCCAUGCGCACAGAGCUCAACCGUUUGAUUUCGCAAGUCAAGGAGCCUCACGAGCGCGAGCUCUUUCAAAAUGAGAUGGGCAAUUUCUUCCUACUUUUUAAUCGCUGGUUAGCUGAGAAGAGCAAAGGAACCAAGAUUAACUGGGAUAAGGUCAAGUCCCCCCCAGAAGAUCAAAUUGUGCCUUAUGACAGGAUUCCCAAGGUCGAAUCUAGUCCUCAUCUCAAUAAGCUUGCUGUCUUGAAGCUCAAUGGAGGUCUCGGAACCACGAUGGGUUGUGUUGGUCCCAAGAGCGCAAUCGAAGUUCGUGAUGGCAUGACCUUCUUGGAUCUCAGCGUCCGACAGAUCGAGUACCUGAACAAGAGCAAGAAUGUGAAUGUGCCUUUCAUCUUGAUGAACUCUUUUAACACAGAUGAUGAGACGAAGCGCAUUGUGCAGAAGUAUGCCACCCACAAUAUCGAGAUCUUGACCUUUAACCAGUCCCGGUACCCUCGUAUCAAAAAGGAUUCGCUACUCCCUGCCCCUCGUCACCCUAACGGUGAUAUUACAGAUUGGUAUCCUCCUGGUCACGGAGAUCUCUAUGACUCGCUUAAUAACUCCGGCCUCUUGGACCAGUUAAUCGCUGAUGGCAAGGAGUAUCUGUUUGUGUCGAACGUCGACAACUUGGGUGCUACAGUUGAUGAGAGCAUCCUGAACCACAUGGUGGAGUCAAAUGCAGAGUUCUUGAUGGAGGUCACGGACAAAACACGUGCUGAUAUCAAAGGUGGAACGCUUAUUGAUUACGAGGGCUCGAUCCGUCUAUUAGAAAUCGCACAGGUUCCUAGGGAUCACGUCGAAGAUUUUAAGAGCAUCAAAAAGUUUAAGAUCUUCAACACCAAUAACUUGUGGGUUAACCUCAAGGCAGUCAAACGCAUUGUCGAGAACAAGGAGCUGAACCUGGAGGUCAUUGUGAAUAACAAGACUACAGAAUCGGGUGAAAAGGUCAUCCAGCUCGAAACAGCUGUAGGUGCGGGUAUCAAACACUUCCACAAUGGUCAUGGCGUGAAUGUUCCUCGUAACCGUUUCUUGCCUGUGAAGUCGACCUCAGAUUUGUUCUUGGUGACUUCGGACCUUUAUGCACUGAACCAUGGCGAGUUGUCCAUCAACCCCAGCCGUAUGUUCAACACAGUUCCUCUAGUCAAGCUCGGCGAUCACUUCAAGAAGGUCAACAACUUUUUGGCCCGCUUUAACAGUCCACCACAUAUUCUGGAGUUGGACCAUUUGACUGUCACAGGCGAUGUCACCUUUGGGUCCGAUGUUACCCUCAAGGGUACCGUUAUCAUCGUUGCUAAUGCUGGGUCUCACAUUGAUAUCCCAUCGGGUAGCAUCCUCGAGAACAAGGUUGUCUCUGGCAACCUUCAUAUCCUUGACCACUAAAAUUCUAAUUUCGUGGUCAUUCCUUAUUCUUUCUCAUUCCACUGUAGAUAUACCUCAUAAAAAAAUACUCAUAUUUUUGUAAUCAGAAUAAAUACGUUUGUC
Molecule: messenger RNA, 1735 nt
Organism: Lobosporangium transversale
Lineage: Eukaryota; Fungi; Mortierellomycota; Mortierellomycetes; Mortierellales; Mortierellaceae
Product: UTP--glucose-1-phosphate uridylyltransferase family
Exons: 4
Coding region: 95-1633 (512 amino acids)
Biological process (GO): glycogen metabolic process; UDP-alpha-D-glucose metabolic process
Cellular component (GO): cytoplasm
Molecular function (GO): UTP:glucose-1-phosphate uridylyltransferase activity
Source: RefSeq, a predicted model, not a curated record